Messenger RNA from Ipomoea triloba (trilobed morning glory), 924 nucleotides. RefSeq names its product constitutive photomorphogenesis protein 10. NCBI's taxonomy places the organism in Eukaryota, Viridiplantae, Streptophyta, Magnoliopsida, Solanales, Convolvulaceae. The coding region runs from base 104 to 619 and encodes 171 amino acids. Gene Ontology annotation, molecular function: ubiquitin conjugating enzyme activity. The transcript is spliced from 4 exons. The record is from RefSeq and is a predicted model, not a curated record. Gene Ontology annotation, biological process: protein polyubiquitination. Gene Ontology annotation, cellular component: nucleus.
GGGGGGUUAAACGGUGUCGUUUGCCUGGCCUUAAUUGCUGCAUUUCACCAGGGAGAAAUUGCUAGCGAGCGAGCUGCGACGCUUGACUCCACUUGUUGGUGAAAUGUUUGGGAUAGGCGGAGCCACGUCGGUCGGCGGAGGAGGUCGGUCAUGGCCGUCCACGACGUCGGUGUCGGCGUCAGGGAAAAGGAUACAGAAGGAGAUGACGGAGCUGAGCUCCGAUCCUCAGCCCCACUGCGCCGCUGGCCCCAAAGGCGACAAUCUCUAUCACUGGGUCGCCACUCUCUUCGGCCCUCCUGGAACACCUUAUGAUGGUGGAAUAUAUUUCCUCGACAUAACAUUUCCAAUUGAUUAUCCAUUCAAACCUCCAAAGGUUGUUUUCAAGACUCGCAUAUAUCAUUGCAAUGUUGAUCCUGCUGGCACUGUUAACUUGGAUAUUUUGAAGGAUAGUUGGAGUCCAGCUUUAACAAUCUCGAAGGUGCUACUUGCUCUUAGAUCAAUGUUUACAACUCCCGACACCUAUAACCCAGUUGUUCCUGGUAUUGCUCACUUGUAUUUGGCGGAUAGAGCACGACAUGAUGAAAUAGCUGCAGAGUGGACUCAAAGAUUUGCAAGGUAAAUGGUUCACUUCGCCAACUAUCACUUUGCAAUUAUUGAACCACUUUUUGCUUCCUCUAGCUCUACUCGAAGGCAUCAAAACGCACCCACAAUAUACAUCGUGGGAAACUUGUAAAGGUGUAAUCGUUAUCUCGCUAUUAGCUUUGUUGCCAGGGACGACUGAAUUCCGCUGUAAUUACUAACUAGUCUUCGAUAGCUUACAUGUUUGAUAAACGAGAUCUCAUGUUGUCUCAGAUGCAAUUUCUUGAGCAUUGAGGUUAAGCUACCUUGUUCUCUGGAUGCAAGUUUUCACUUUCAUUUAUGUUA